Messenger RNA from Prorocentrum cordatum, 1133 nucleotides. The record is from the annotation of a GenBank genome assembly. Lineage: Eukaryota; Dinophyceae; Prorocentrales; Prorocentraceae.
CAAGAGGAACCCGAGGGCGCAGACCCCGUCAUUUCUUGUGACUACGCGUACAUGAAUGAUGAUGGGGGCGAGAGCGCCACAAUGCCCAUGCUUGUCAUGAGAGACAGACCGACGAAGUGUUAUAUGGCGACUGCAAUCCCGAGCAAGGGAGUUGAUCUUUACGCGGUGAGAUUCUUUGCUGGGUGUGUCACAGAGCUUGGAUGGAAACGGCACGUAUCCAAGUCAGACAACGAGGCAAGCCUAGUGGCGCUGAAGGCGGCUGCAGGCGACGCGUUGCCUCGUGUGGAAAUGGUGCCACAGGAGAGUCCUGUCGGCGACCAUCAGGCCAACGGAGAGGCCGAAGUUGCUGCGCGGGAGGUCAAGCGGACGAUGAGGUCCUUGAAGGAGGCGCUGGAGGAGAGACUCCAGAAGCGCUUGCCUCGGACGCAUGACGUCUGGACGUGGCUUCCCAGGCGCGCGGCCGCCUGCCUGUCGAGGUACAGGGUGGGCGCCGACGGCUGGGCGGCCGAGCAGAGGAGAACCGGGAGGCGCUGGAACUUGAGUUCGGGGAGCGCAUCCACGCCCGGCUGGCGCAGGAAGAGCCGAGCUCCGGCUUUGCGCCCAAGAUGGUCGAGGGCAUCUACGUCGGGCACCACGCGCGCGCCGGCAGCUUGAUGGCGAUGACGGCAGCCGGAGCGGUGCGAGCCAAGACCUUCAACAAGAUGACGGUCGAGGAGCGCUGGAAGGCGGACUUCUUCGACGACCUCAAGGGCAAGCCUUGGGACAUGGUGCCGGGCGCGGGGAGCUCCGCCUCGGCCAGGCCUGCUGCAGCGGGUAGCCCCGCAGCGGCGGUGCCGCCGCCGCCGCCGCAGCAGCCGGCGGCGCAGCGCGCAGGAGGCGCAGGGGGCGCUGGAGGAGGAGUUCCAGGGCCGAGGAAGCUGUACAUUCUGAAGAGGGACGUGCAGGCGCACGGGUCCACGCCGGAGUGCGCGGCGCGCGGGCGCGUCGCUAUGGACCUGCCGGCUGGGGUGGCGCACGCAAAGCAGUGCACCGAGCGGAUGGCCGAGAGGAUCCGCGCAGACCCCGCGCAGAGACACCGCGUGGAGGCGCAGGCAGCUCGGCAGGAGCCGAGGCCAGACCAGGGUGCCGCAGAG